Molecule: messenger RNA, 1740 nt
Organism: Brassica napus (rape)
Lineage: Eukaryota; Viridiplantae; Streptophyta; Magnoliopsida; Brassicales; Brassicaceae
Product: BAHD acyltransferase DCR
Exons: 2
Coding region: 113-1549 (478 amino acids)
Source: RefSeq, a predicted model, not a curated record
AGUUCUUACUUCAUGCACCACACUAUAAUCUCACACCCAAAAAAAAAAGAUUGCUAAUAUAUUAUUGUGAUCAUCACAAGUAGUACAUUGAUUAACAAAUCUCUUUUUCACCAUGAAGAUAAAGAUAAGUAGCAAAACACAUGUGCAACCAAACAAGCCAAUACUAGGGAAGAAACAAUUCCAGCUCACCACAUUUGAUCUUCCUUAUCUAGCUUUCUACUACAACCAGAAGUUUCUGCUCUACAAGUUCGAGAACCUUCUAGAUCUCGAGGAACCCACUUUCCAAAACAAUGUCGUGGAGAAACUCAAGGAUAGUUUGGGUUCGGUUCUUGAAGACUUCUAUCAGCUUGCCGGUAAGCUGGCCAAGGACGAGGACGGGGUCUUCCGAGUUGAGUACGACGCUGACGAAGAAGAGAUCAACGGCGUGGAGUUCUCGAUUGCUGAUGCUGUUGACGUCAGCGUCGAUGAUCUCACGGCUGAGGACGGGACAGCUCAGUUCAAGGAGUUGGUUCCGUACAACGGAAUCUUGAACUUGGAAGGACUUCGCAGGCCUCUUCUUGCUGUCCAGGUGACCAAGCUUAAAGAUGGGCUUGCAAUGGGCCUAGCUUUCAACCACGCGGUCCUCGACGGAACUGCCACAUGGCACUUCAUGAGCUCAUGGGCCGAGAUCUGCCGUGGAGCCCAAACCAUCUCGACCCAACCUUUCCUCGACCGAGCAAAGGCACGUGACACGCGCGUGAAGCUCGACCUCGCUUCCCCGAAGGACCCCAACGCGUCCUCCAACGGCGACGCCGCGGCGGAACCGCCGCAGCUUGUAGAGAAAGUCUUCAAGUUCUCAGACUCCGCCAUCCACACGAUCAAGUCAAGAGCCAACUCCGUCGUCCCAUCCGACGGCUCAAAGCCCUUCUCCACUUUCCAGUCCCUGACAUCCCACAUAUGGCGCCACGUCACCCUCGCGCGUGGGCUCAAACCGGAAGACAUAACCGUCUUCACCGUCUUCGCCGACUGCCGCCGCCGCGUUGACCCGCCGAUGCCGGAGGAGUACUUCGGGAACAUGAUCCAGGCCAUCUUCACGGGGACGGCGGCGGGGCUGCUGGCGGCGCACGGGCCGGAGUUCGGAGCUGCGGUGGUGCAGAAAGCGAUAGUUGCUCACGACGCGCGUGUGAUAGACGCGCGGAACGAGGAGUGGGAGAAGGCGCCGAAGAUAUUUCAGUUUAAGGACGCGGGAGUGAACUGCGUGGCGGUUGGGAGCUCUCCGAGGUUUAAGGUCUACGAAGUGGACUUCGGGUGGGGUAAACCGGAAACGGUUAGGAGCGGUUCGAAUAACCGGUUUAAUGGGAUGAUGUAUUUGUACCCCGGGAAAGCUGGAGGUGUGAGCAUCGAUGUGGAGAUUACUCUCGAAGCACGUGUCAUGGAGAAGCUAGAGAAGAGCAAAGAGUUUUUACUCAUCGAUGUGGAAGAAGAUGGAAACAAGAUCACCAAUGGCAAUGGUCAUGGUCAUGGUCAUGGUCAUGGUCAUGGUCAUGCUAAUGGUAACGGGUUUGCUUGAGCCAGUUUCGUUAGUGUUUAUCGUAAUAAUAAUUGCUUUUUUGUUGAUAAUAAAUCAGCAAAAUGCUGACGUGGAAUUUAUGUAUUUGAUUAUGUUUUUCGUGUGUUGUGUUUGAACCUUGGAGUGUUUCGGACAUGUGCUGAAGUUGCUUUUUGCUGUUUAAAAUUAAGAUUCACUUGUGAGUGGGAGAA